AUGAAAUUCGCUCUACUUCUGGCUCUUCUAGUUGGGGGCGCGUCUGCUCUUCAUCUGAAGUCUGAAACUUCUGACUUCAAAAGCCCUUUGGGAGAUGACAACUUGCCUAGGGAUGUGGAGAUCUCAAGACCGGAAGCAGAAGAGUGUCCACCUGGAGAGGAGCUAAUAUCACUGGAGGAAGAGGAAGGUUCUGGAAGUGACGACACCCCUGGGGUUGAGGGAGCUGUCUCAGGCCAGGAUAUGGCUGAUGAGGAUUUUCAGUGCCCCAAGGAAGAGGACACAAUCAGUCUGAAGGGCAACCCUGGAUGUAAGACUUGUCGGUUCCUCCUGGUGAGGCAGUUUCGAAAGUUUGACAGUGCUCAGUCAGUUUGCCGGAGAUGCUACCGGGGCAACCUUGCCUCCAUCCACAGCUUCAGAAUCAACUUCCAAAUCCAGGCCUCUCUCAGGGCACUCAACCAGGGUCAAGUCUGGAUUGGAGGCAGGAUCAGAGGCUUGGGUCCCUGCAAACGCCUUCAGUGGGUUGAUGGAAGCUCUUGGAACUUUGCAUAUUGGGCUUCUGGCCAGCCCCGCUGUGGUAUUGGCAGAUGCGUGACCAUGUGUACUCGAGGAGGCCACUGGCGUCGAUCUUUGUGUAUCAAGAGACGUCCCUUCAUCUGUUCGUAUUGA
Microtus oregoni (creeping vole) is the source of this 666-nucleotide messenger RNA. RefSeq names its product bone marrow proteoglycan-like. The coding region runs from base 1 to 666 and encodes 221 amino acids. Gene Ontology annotation, biological process: immune response. The transcript is spliced from 5 exons. The record is from RefSeq and is a predicted model, not a curated record. Lineage: Eukaryota; Metazoa; Chordata; Mammalia; Rodentia; Cricetidae. Gene Ontology annotation, molecular function: signaling receptor activity.